AUGGCCACAUCACUACCCCCCAAGAAGUGCGGCGUCCUCGGCGCCACCGGCUCCGUCGGCCAGCGCUUCAUCCUGCUCCUCGCGCGCCACCCCUCACUGGUGCUGCACGCCGUGGGCGCGUCCUCGCGCUCCGCCGGCAAGCCCUACCGGGACGCAGUCCGCUGGAAGCAAGCCUCGCCGAUGAGCGCGGCCACCGGUGACAUGGUGGUUCGCGAGUGCCGGGCCUCCGAGUUUGCCGACUGCGACGUCGUCUUUUCCGGCCUCGACUCUGACGUGGCCGGCGACAUUGAGAUGCAAUUCCUCAAGGCCGAGAUCCCCGUCUUCUCCAACGCCAAAAACUACCGCCGCGACCCGCUCGUGCCGCUCGUCGUGCCGACCGUCAACCUGCCGCACCUCGACCUGAUCCCGCACCAGCGCGCCACGCACAACCUCCAGCGCGGCUUCCUCGUGUGCAACUCCAACUGCGCCGUCAUCGGGCUCGUCAUCCCCUUCGCCGCGCUGCAGGCCGCGUUCGGCCCCAUCGCCACCGUCAGCAUCGUCACCAUGCAGGCCGUCUCCGGCGCCGGCUACCCGGGCGUCUCCUCCAUGGACGUGCUCGACAACGUCGUGCCCUACAUCGCCGGCGAGGAGGACAAGCUUGAGUCCGAGGCCCGCAAGAUCCUCGGCGGCCUAGACGAUGCCAAGACGGCGUUCGUCGAGCAGCAGGGGCUGCGCGUGUCGGCCGCGUGCAACCGCGUGCCCGUGCUCGACGGCCACACGGCGUGCGUCAGCUUGGCGUUUGAGAGGCGCCCGGCACCGUCGGCGGAGCAGGUGAAGGAGGCGCUGCGCGGGUACAGGUGCGAGGCGCAGGCGCUCGGGUGCCCAUCGGCACCGGAGCCGCCGAUCGUCGUGUUCGACGAGGCGGACCGCCCGCAGCCCCGGCUGGACAGGGACCUCGGCAACGGGUACUCGGUCAGCGUCGGCCGCGUGCGCGAGGACGAGAGCGGCCUCUUUGACAUCAAGUUCGUCGCGCUGAGCCACAACACCGUCAUUGGAGCUGCUGGCUCGUCCAUCCUGAAUGCCGAGGCCGCCAUCCUCAAGGGCUAUAUUUAA
Molecule: messenger RNA, 1092 nt
Organism: Cordyceps fumosorosea ARSEF 2679
Lineage: Eukaryota; Fungi; Ascomycota; Sordariomycetes; Hypocreales; Cordycipitaceae
Product: aspartate semialdehyde dehydrogenase
Exons: 4
Coding region: 1-1092 (363 amino acids)
Biological process (GO): L-threonine biosynthetic process
Molecular function (GO): NADP binding; NAD binding; protein dimerization activity
Source: RefSeq, a predicted model, not a curated record